AUGAGCGAAAUAAGCGAGUUGAAGAUCAUUCCAUAUACCUCUAAAGAUUAUUACGCUUCCAAAAACCAACAAAAAAAAAGAGAACCAAGUAUGUUUAUGUCCUUCCGCAAGGAAAAGAUGAAGAGCAAGCCUACAGAUAUUUCAUUUGCCGAUUAUUUUGACGAGGUGACCAAUUUAUGGAAAUGUAUGUCGGAGGUCGAAAGAUCUGAAUGGCAAAAGAACUACAAUAAUAAUCAGGACAAAAAGUUACGCAAAGAUCAUAAAAUUGAAAAUCUUAACAUUCAUGAGAAAUACGUAUUUCCGGACAAAUUUAUUUCUGUUCCUGAUUUAGUUGUUGGAAUUGCAUCAACAAGCGGAAGUGGAGUUAAUGAUGAUUUAAACGUAAAGCUUCAUAAUUUGGAAACAGGAGCGCAAUUUCAAAUGAGCAACAAUUCAAACAAUCUUAGUUUAUUUUUGAACGGAUCUAGUGUACAAGCUAUUAGUUGA
Messenger RNA from Funneliformis caledonium, 486 nucleotides. The record is from the annotation of a GenBank genome assembly. NCBI's taxonomy places the organism in Eukaryota, Fungi, Glomeromycota, Glomeromycetes, Glomerales, Glomeraceae.